Messenger RNA from Paramecium pentaurelia, 748 nucleotides. NCBI's taxonomy places the organism in Eukaryota, Ciliophora, Oligohymenophorea, Peniculida, Parameciidae. The record is from the annotation of a GenBank genome assembly.
AUGAAAAAACAUCCAAUUGAAUAAAUACAUAGUUCAGUUUAUGACAAAGUUGUGAAAUCAUUAACUAUCUUUUUCAUGCUCAUCUCUUUGUUGAUCAGCAUUGGAUUAGAUAUAGUACAUGGUGUAGUUGAUUUUUAUUCAAAUGAAGAUUAGUACUAAGCUCAAAAUGCUACAAUUGGAUAUAUUUCUGAUAAUCUCAUUUUCAAACCAAUCAAAUAGUAUCAAAUACCUAAUAAUUAGAGUAUAUUUUAGAGAUUUGGAUUGUGAUUUAUCUGAAGAAAUUUAAUAAUUAUUUCCAUUCGCAGAAUAUAAUAUUACUAGAUGGUUUUCUCAAUUGAUUUGUGUAACUAGAUUUGUUGACAUAAGAUUGUCCACUGAAUGUUCAGAUACUGAAUAUAAUUGUGGUCCUUAUUGUAUUUAAACAAGUGAAGGCUCUUAGUGUCCUAUUUCAAAAUUGACAAUAAUAUAAAAUGAGAUUGUUGAUGAAGAUGCAGAUUAAAAUUUGGAGAGUAACAGAGAUUUGUAUAUCUAAAGAGAGAAUUCAUCUUAUGGAAUAUUUAAAAUUCAAGUUUUAAUAAGGGGAUAUCCAUGUCUAAAUCCUUUAAUUUAUAUAACAGCAGGAUUAACCAAUAACAGUGAAUAUAUCGAUCCUGAAAAUUGUGAGAGCUCUGAUUUUGACACAGAUAUACAUGAUUUAAUUUUUAAUCAAUAAUAAUUAUUAUAUUAUGAAUAAGAUCAAUUCGAAUGA